Messenger RNA from Hyaena hyaena (striped hyena), 2140 nucleotides. RefSeq names its product BTG3 associated nuclear protein (gene BANP). The coding region runs from base 73 to 1593 and encodes 506 amino acids. Lineage: Eukaryota; Metazoa; Chordata; Mammalia; Carnivora; Hyaenidae. Gene Ontology annotation, molecular function: DNA binding. The transcript is spliced from 12 exons. Gene Ontology annotation, biological process: negative regulation of protein catabolic process; protein localization to nucleus. The record is from RefSeq and is a predicted model, not a curated record.
UAGGUGGCAGAAACGCAGUCCUGCGUGACUUUGAUUCCUGCCUACUCACCGGCCACCCUCCUCUUACUCUGGAUGAUGUCAGAACAGGACCUGGCGGAUGUGGUGCAGAUUGCCGUGGAAGACCUAAGUCCCGGUCACCCAGUGGUCCUGGAGAACCACGUGGUGACCGACGACGAUGAGCCGGCCUUGAAGCGCCAGCGCCUGGAAAUCAACUGCCAGGAUCCCUCUAUCAAGUCCUUCCUGUACUCCAUUAACCAGACAAUCUGCUUGCGAUUGGAUAGCAUCGAGGCCAAGCUGCAGGCUCUGGAGGCCACUUGUAAGUCGUUAGAGGAGAAGCUGGACCUGGUCACGAACAAGCAGCACAGCCCCAUCCAAGUCCCCAUGGUGGCCGGCUCCCCACUCGGCGCGACCCAGACGUGCAACAAAGUGCGAUGCGUCGUCCCCCAGACUACAGUAAUACUCAACAAUGAUCGGCAGAACGCCAUUGUAGCCAAGAUGGAAGACCCCUUGAGCAACAGGGCACCGGAUUCCCUGGAAAAUAUCAUUAGCAACGCGGUGCCCGGGAGACGGCAGAACACCAUUGUGGUGAAGGUGCCGGGUCAGGACGACAGCCACAACGAGGAUGGGGAGAGCGGGUCCGAGGCCAGCGACUCUGUCUCCAACUGCGGACAGUCGGGAAGUCAGAACAUUGGGAACAACGUCACCCUCAUCACCCUGAACUCAGAAGAGGACUACCCCAAUGGCACCUGGCUGGGCGACGAGAACAACCCUGAAAUGCGGGUGCGCUGCGCCAUCAUACCGUCCGACAUGCUGCACAUCAGCACCAACUGCCGCACUGCCGAGAAGAUGGCACUGACACUGCUAGACUACCUCUUCCAUCGGGAGGUGCAGGCCGUGUCCAACCUCUCGGGCCAGGGCAAGCACGGCAAGAAGCAGCUCGACCCCCUCACCAUCUACGGGAUCCGGUGUCACCUUUUCUAUAAAUUCGGAAUCACGGAGUCUGACUGGUAUCGAAUCAAACAGAGCAUCGACUCCAAAUGUCGGACAGCUUGGCGGCGAAAACAGCGAGGCCAGAGCCUGGCCGUCAAGAGCUUCUCAAGGAGAACGCCGUCCUCGUCUUCGUACAGCACUUCAGAGACCGUAAUGAGCACGCCACCCCCCGCCAGUGAGAUGCCGCAGCCCCCACCACAGGCCCUUCACUACGCCCUGGCCAACGCCCAGCAGGUCCAGAUCCACCAGAUCGGAGAGGACGGACAGGUCCAAGUAAUCCCACAGGGCCACCUCCAUAUCGCGCAGGUGCCACAGGGGGAGCAGGUGCAGAUCACGCAAGACAGCGAGGGCAAUCUCCAGAUACACCACGUGGGACAGGACGGGCAGGUGCUGCAGGGCGCCCAGCUGAUCGCCGUGGCCUCUUCCGACCCUGCUGCCGCGGGAGUGGACGGCUCACCUCUCCAGGGCAGCGACAUCCAGGUCCAGUACGUCCAGCUGGCUCCGGUGACUGACCACACCGCUGCAGCUCAGACCGCAGACACCCUGCAGCCCCCCCUGCAGCCUGAGAUGCAGCUGGAGCACGGGGCGAUCCAGAUCCAGUAGGCGGGCCGGGCCACCCUCCCGCAGCCCACCCUAAGACAGAGCUGCUGCCGUGCCCGGCACCAGCCCCCGCCGGCCACCCCGUUCUCCAUGCGCCCCGGUCCCAUGGCUUUGCACGGAGGUGGCUGCACAUGUUCUGUUCAAGUGCAUCUGAAAGCCUCACCACGGGGAGAGUGUCCCAGUCCAGAGACGAGGUGACAGGAGCCGCCGCCGCCCUGUCCCGCUGUCGGCGUCUCGGGAAGAGUGGGGCAGCACAGCGCGGAGGCGUCACGUACACGCGGAAAAUCAAGAACGACGAUAUUUUUCUCUGUUCAGACAGCUUUUUUUUAAUUUGCUAUGGUGUUUAUAACAAAAAAGAAAACUGAAAAAAAAAGUGAAGUAGCAGAAGCCUUUUGCUGUGUGCUCUGUUCAGUGUAACGAACAUAGGUAUUUGCAAAAGACGACUAACGAUUUUGAUGGAAAUAUUGCUUACCUACUUUUCUAGGGGGGAAAUGCUCUGAAAACUGGUAAUUAUGCAUUUCUAAUGAAAUAAAAUGUAUUUAUGACCACA